Molecule: messenger RNA, 8384 nt
Organism: Pungitius pungitius (ninespine stickleback)
Lineage: Eukaryota; Metazoa; Chordata; Actinopteri; Perciformes; Gasterosteidae
Gene: cdk5rap2
Product: CDK5 regulatory subunit associated protein 2
Exons: 50
Coding region: 138-8006 (2622 amino acids)
Biological process (GO): regulation of Golgi organization; centrosome cycle; positive regulation of microtubule nucleation
Cellular component (GO): Golgi apparatus; centrosome
Molecular function (GO): molecular adaptor activity
Source: RefSeq, a predicted model, not a curated record
UGGUGACGUUUACCAUAUCAUGAUGGCGGUACCCUGGACUAUUUUGAAUUCCGUCCCGCUUUUCCAAGUUUUAUUCGUAGUAUUCUGUAAUAUGUAUUAUUAUUCCGGAAAACACACGAGAUAAGAGUGCCUCUAUCAUGGAUUCCGUCGUGGGAACCGAUUUGACGCUCCCCGUUGACAUCAACGGAAGCUGCGGACUGCCCGACUCCAUAGAUGCUGGAGAAUACUCCUUAGACAGCAUGACAGCUCCAUCCUUCCCUGACAAAAUGUCCCCAAUCAAAGCUCUCACCAUGAAGGACUAUGAGAACCAAAUCACAGCACUGAAGAAAGAGAACUUUAACCUGAAGCUACGGAUCUACUUCAUGGAGGAGCGCAUGCAGCAGAAAUGUGACGACUCCACCGAGGACAUUUUCAAAACGAACAUUGAGCUGAAGGUGGAGUUGGAGUCCAUGAAGCGAGACCUGGCCGAGAAACAGGAGCUGCUUGUGUCUGCAUCCAAAGCGUUGGAGAGUCUCGCUGGUCGAGAAUCUGGAGAACCACAGCGUGUGAGAGAGCAAGCUCGGAGAGAGAUGGAUGCACUCCGAGAUGCAUUCAACAAGAGAAUAACUGAUCUGGAACAGUCCCUACAAACCGCGGAGCAAGAGGUCGACAAGAUGGCAGCCAUCGCUGAGCAGGAGAAGCUCAGGAAUAUUAACAUGGAGAAGAAACUCCAAGCACUCGGCCCGUCGAGCACCUUUAACCCUGUCCCUGUCCCCGUCCACGACCUGCAGCAGGCCCUGCAGGAGAAAAACAAUAUCAUUGAGCAGCUUCAGAUCACAUUAAAGAACCAGGAAGCUGUGAUCCAUCAGAAGCAAAGUGCAGAUCAAGCGGGCGAUGCACCGUCAGCUGACCGUGUUAAACAGCUGUCGGAUCUCAUUGCCAAGAAAGAUCAGGAGUUUGAGGCGCUGAGGGACGAGCUCCAUCGACAGAAGGACAAAACGACACCGGACCUUCAGAGUGAGGUCAGGCGAGUGGAGAGCUGCAAUAAGCAGCUGACUGAAGAGCUCACCCAGAUCAGAAGCACCAAUGAAGACCUGUCUAAAACACUGGAGGAAAUCCAGAAUCAAAACAAGACUCUGUUAGGUAGGUUGGAGGAGAAGGAGAAUGAACUCAACUCUGAGAAGAAAAAUGCCCUAAAGCGAGACAAAACUAUCCAGGGGCUUACUCAGGUCUUCAAAGAAAAGGAAAAUCAGAUUGCAGAGCUGUGUCAUGAGAUUGAGGACCGGGAUGAUGCUUUAGCCAAAGCUCGAGAGGCAGCACACAAGGCCCAGCUGCAGAAAUACCAGGGAGUAGAGGAACACCAAAAUCUAUUAAUGGCAACGCAAACAGAGCUUGCCCAACUCCAAGGGGAUCAUCAUGCCAAGUUGCUCGAGGCCCAAAAGCUGCAGCGUGGCCUCGACAGGAAGGAGCAGGAGCUGGUUGACUUGCUGCAGGCCAAGGACCAGCUAGAGGUGGAACUAGAGGACCUGCAGCAGCAGAAGAAGAAAGGAGACAAGGCCCUGAAUGAUCUGAACAAUCAGCUCAAAAAGCUGAGCGGUGAGAUCGGAGACAGGGAGAGUGCUCUCGAGCAGCAGUACCAGGAGCUGCUGGAUCAGACCAAAAGAAAACUGCAGACCCACGAGGUCACCAUCCAGCGGCUCACUUCCACUCUGGCCGACAAAGAACAGCAGUUACAGGAGUACAUGAACAUGGUCGGAGACUUCGAGCAGAGUAAAAGUCCAGGAGGAAAUGAUAAUGUGCUUUCCAAGCUGCGGCAUCGGCUGAAAGAAAAGGAGAAGGCUCUGGAGCAAGCGCUGGAUGAGAAGUUUGCUGCCAUUGAGGAGAAAGACAAUGAGAUUCACCAGCUGCAGCUGUCCCUCAGAGAGAAGGAGAGGGAUCUUGAUAGGCUCAAUAACUUGAUCUCUCACAACGAGGAAACCCUCAAUAGUUUUGACAGUAUGAUCAAGGAGAAGGACGUUGAGCUGCAGCAUCUCGCUAACACGCUAAAGAACCUCCAGAGAGCUAAGCAGGAUGUAGAAGAUAACUUGAACAGAUCCCUGAGGGAGAAGGACUCCAUCAUUAGUCAGCUGCAGCUCUCCCUGGAGGGCAAGACGAAGGAUAUGGAGGAAAUGGCCGAAUUAACGCUGAGCCAGUCGCAGACUCACACACGUGACCUCGCUGAGCAGAUGGGCCAGAGGCUAAAGGUCACAGAGGCUAUGCUGGCAGAGGCUGUGAAGGCAAGAGAAAGGCUGGUUGCUGACAAUGAGAGUGCUGUGGAAGGCCUGUUGGCUACAAUCAGCAGCAAGGAUCAGCUCAUGAAGGAGUCUGCAGAGCACUACAACCGCAUGCUGUCGGAGCGCAGCCAGGAGAUUCUGCAACUGAAGAAGCAGCUGUCCGACAUGCAGCAGCAGCUUGUCACUGCCGAGAAGCAAAGCUCCACAUCAGCCCAGAAGGGUUAUUUAGAGCUAGCAGAGCUCCGAGCCCUGCUUGCCGAGAAAGACGGCAUCAUCAACAAACUUGUGCAGAGUGGUCAGGUGAGGGAGGAGAGGCAGAAAGAGGAGCCCGAUCAUGUGUUUGAGCUCCGACAAACUAUACAAAUCUUGCAAGAGAAGUUGGACGAAGCUGAGCUUUCCAGGCCGAGCAGUGAGGAUAAUGCAGAAAUCAUUCUGACCUCUAAGAAAACAGUCGUCAUUUUGAAAAAGGAGCUGGCGCAGAAAACCGAGGCACUGAAUAAAGCACUAAAGAGGGAGAAUGAGCUGAAGAUUUCUUUGCGAGAGCUCCAGUCAUUGCUAUCCGAACUGGAGGGUCGAUGUGAAGGUCAGGCUGCUAACAUCGAGUCUCUGACUUCCACUCUGAAGACCAAGGACGAGAUUAUCGAUGAUCUCCACCAACGCCUCGGUCAGGGAGGGGACAGUCGGGCCAAGCACACCCAGGAUCAGGUCAUCGGCUCCAGCCUGGAGAGAUCACUCCCGGGUCUCCCUCAGAGAGAGAGAACCAUCAUUGGUGGAGAUAGCCAGCAAGAAGCUUUGCCCAAACUUGUAGCCUUGCAGCAGGAGAAAGAUGCUCUGAACAUAGCACUAAGAGCCGAACAGCAGCUCUACUCCAGCCUGGUCAGGACUGUAAAGGAGCAGGACAGCGCCCAGCGUCUCCAUGCUCUGCAGCUGGAGCUGACAGCGGUGCAGCUGCUCAGGCAGCAGCUAGAGGAAGACAUCAGAACGAAUGAGGAGCUGAGGGACGACUUGGAGAAAGAGAUUCACCGAGCCAAACUCCGAGAAGGUAUGGAGCGGAUCGAUCCUAAAGAACUGCAGAGCAUGAGACAUCAACUGGAAGAUGCACAGCGCUGGAAUGCCUCGCUGCAAGCUCGCUUGGGAGCCAUCCAGAACCGCGGAGGAGGGGUUGGUGGUGCCAACGACGGUGACACUUUGAGUUUCAUCGGGGAUCAGACUUCCUACAUGAGCAUCUGUGUAGUCGACGGGCAGGAUGACGGCUUGGCUCUGCUUUCUGCACAGGAGCUCCGGCAGAAGGUGCACGAGCUCCAGGAUUGUGGCAGCAGGCUUCAGACAGAAAACGACGAGCUGCAGAAGCGGCUGUCGUUGUUGGAGAGGUCAGACGGUGACGCGCAUGACGACGAAAAGAAAGCUGUGGCCAGCAGUAGCUCCUUAAAACAGCAGGAGCAGAGGGCACAGGAGAUGUCGCCUGUGGCUCACAUCAACAGGACGCAUCACUCUGGACAGGAUAAAGAGAGUCAGACAGACAUCAAACUAGGACAGAUGGUGUCUGGAAAGAUGUUGGGGGAUGUAAGCAUGGACAGUGGCCUUGGCCUGAUCAGAGAGCAUGCUCGGUCGGUCAACAACACCCUGGACUCUGGAGGGAGAGAUUCUAGGCAGAGGAACACUGAUGCAAUGGCCCUUAAAUCCCUGCUUACUCAUUGCGGGGACCGGCUCAUUCGCCAGUACGUGGAGGCCUUGCAGGCUGCUGAGUCCACCAUUGCUUACUUGACUGCCUGCAGUCUGGACAGCCAGGGGCGAUUUGGCUCCAGUGCAUCUUCAGGUUCUGAUUCUGCCAUUCACAGCAGGUGCGUGGAGCUGCAAAAGGCCCUGCAGGAGAAGGAGGAGCUCAACAACCAGCUUUUAGAGCUUCUGGACUUGGCAGGGAAAGCUAUCACCUCCUCCAACAGCCAAGAAAGGAUGCCAGGAAUCAGUGAUUUAUGUUUGAAGAUAGAGACGGCCUUGCAGGAGGUGAGCCCGUCCUCUAAAAGAGAGCGCCCGAGAGGUGGUUCCGCAAGCACAGAGGACUCGAUGCAGGAGCUGCAGCGACACAGCGACUCUUUGCAGGAGGCACUGUGGCAGCAGAACAGGCUUAACGCGGAGCUGCAGGAGAAACUGAGGGCUGCAGAUGCCGCCGCUCAACACGACCACAACAAUGACCAGGAGGGUGAACGUUGGAGGCAGGUAGCGGAAAGGUCACUUCAGGAAAGGGAAUCACCAGAACGGGAAGGUGGAAUGGGUAGCUGUAUAAACCCGGAGAUUACCACGGUUCUGAUGAAGUGCCUCGGCUCCGCAGAGUCAGCCGUUUCUUCGCUGGCCGCACACUGUACAAACGCCGGCUGCCGGGCUCCUGAGGGAUCAUCACAGAGCAAUCUGGAGUUUCAGAUGAAUUUAGACAAACUUCAGAGAGCCCUGCAAGAGAGGCGGGAGCUGGGAGCAGCCGCCCAGUCAGAACCCGGCGGCGGUCUGUCCCCGGACGGACAGCUUCCCCGAGGGCUCCACAGCAACCUGUGCCGCCUCUACAAGGUCUUCAACGAUCACCACCAGAGGAUCUGUGACCUCCAGGCUUCCCUGCAAGAAGACAGAGGCCGUAGGGAGGAGAGUGAGGUCCACCGGACACCGCAGGAUGCAAAGGGGUUACCACCCGGUGUCCAGGUUGAACUGGAGACCCUCCAUAAGGCGCUGAGGGAGAAGAGGAAAGCGUGUAAAAGCCUGGAGGAGAAACUGGCCACGGCUCUAACCUCCCCUGAAACCGCGCGGAAAGCUCUGGAGCAGGAUGACAAAGGCGUGCAGGUGGAUUUGCAGGACCUGGGUUACGAAACCAGUGGCAAGAGUGAGAACGAUAGGGAAGAGAGCAGUAGCACAGAUCUAGAGGUUGGUGUGAACCCUAGUUGCAGCGCCUCUUGCCUGCCUUCCCGACACGAGCAGGCCACCUUCUCCUCUACGGAGAACCUGGACUCCACCUCCAGCACCCCGUACCCAAGUUCCCCAGCUCUCAGCUCAGCCAAGGUCAGUCUGAAAAGCCUGCAGGUCUACGAUGAGUACGGUGCUUCUAAGGACCCUCUGCAGCUUCAGGCACAGGUCCGAGAGCUCAAGGUCCAGCUGGAGAACCAGACCAAACUCAUCCUCCAAAUGCAAGGUCUUCUGCGCAGGACGUCUGUCUGCAGCGACCUGGUCGCCAACGCCUCUGAUCCCUCACCCGUCAAGGAUCAAGAAGACACGCGGCCGGAGGGCCGCAGCCAAGAUAGGAGCUACAGAAGUGGGCGGCUCGGGGAGAAAAAGGAGGGUGAGACCCCGGCGAUGAACGAUCGAGGCAGCUCUCUGGAUAUGGACCUGGAAAGAGAAAGGACACUGAACAGAAGCACGAGUGAACAGCAUCAGCAGAACCGCAGCGGCUCCACAUCACCCGCGAGACUGGACUCUUUGGUGCAGUCGCAGGCCAGGGAGCUGUCACACCUGAGGCAGCAGAUGAAGGAGAGCCGCGGGUUGGGGGCGCUGCAGCGACGGCAGCUGGACGAGCUGAGCAAGGCCUUCAAGGAGCUGCUGCAGGCCGGCGAGGUCGACUACUACGUGGGCGAGGCGGUCCAAGAGCAGCUGGACAAGAGCCUCGGCAUUCUGGACCGGCUUGAAGGACGGCUGGGCAAAGGAGAGUCUCGUGUGGUUAAUGAGGACGCGGUGGCCCUGGAACUGUCUCUGAGGUUGACAAAGGAGCUGCAGGAGAAGAACCGCCUGAUCCAGAGUCUGCAGGGCCAGUUGAGAAGCCAAGGCUCCGUCAGCCAACACAGCUCUCACUCUGACCUGUGCCACUCGGACAGGACGUCCUGCCACAGCAGCUCGACCACGCAGAGUGGACUUCAAGCCGAGAGCCAGCAACACCUUUCUGAUUGGACAGGAGCGGAUGUAGGAGGAGCCCACGCUGUCAGCCGACUGCGGGGCCUGCGGAGGGAAAACGGGCGGCUACAGGAUCAGCUGAGGGGCAGCGAGGAGCUCAACACCACCCUGCGAAGUGAACUGGAUCUGCAUCAAUCAAUCAUGGCCCAGACCGGCCGCCGCCAUCAGGAACAGGCUCAGGACCAGGACGCGUCGGCGCCCCGGACCCGCCGGCGAGAAGGAGACGUCGGCUCGCACAAGAAUGCUGCCGAACAGCCUCGCUCCAUGGACGCAGACUCGCUGGCAGAACAUCUGCAGGAGAUCCGCGUGCUGCGACAGCGCCUGGAGGAGAGCAUCAACACCAACGACCGUCUCAGGGAGCAGCUGGAGAAGAGACUAGCGGAGGUGGAGAAAGAUCCAGCAGCCACCAACAUCUUCAUCCACGGUAACGAGGAGCAGGGUCAGCUGGCCAAUGAGGUGCGUCUCCUCUGGGGACAGAACAAAGUCCUCAAUGACCAGCUCAGCCUGGUGUCAAAAGACAAGCAGAAGGAGCGCGAGAAGCUCCGGGAGACUCUGGCCAGGAGGACGGCCAAACUGGAGCAGAGCAGGAGGGAGUGUGCAGCCCUGAUGCAAGAAAACAACCAGCUGCAGGAGAGGCUGCAGCACAGCAGCCAAGCAAACUCCCAUCUGCAGGAGUCUGUGCACAGGUUGCAGUGUGAGGUGAAGCUUCAGGUGCAGCAGCUGUCCGACUCCCAGCAUCUUCUGCAGUCGCUGCGGGUGGAGCUGCAAGUUUAUGAAAAGAUCAAGAACGAAGCUCACAAACAAAAUGAGUCCAGCGAGGCGUCCCGGGGUCUCGCCUCGGGCUCAGUGGACCUGAGCGAGCUGCUGUCGGAGAUCAGACACCUGAGGCUGCAGCUGGAGAGGAGCAUCCAGACCAACACGGCACUGCGACAGAGACUGGAGGAGCAGCUGCUCAGAGGACCCAACCGCUCUGAGACCAUUAACAUCAACUACCUGCUGUCCUCUCCAGAUGAAGGAGGCAGGUCACCAGGUCGCGAAGGCUGCGAUCUCCUCCGUCAGUCGUUCCAGAGUCACAGCGAACACGCCGGUGUCCUCCCCGAUGAGACGGGCCGCGCUCACUCGGAGGAGGUCGGCGGCUCGUUCAGCAGCAGCUCGGGGGAGAGCGUCUCCAGCGCCCCCCCCCGCCUGGUGCCCGGCCACCGGAUGUGGGCCAAUCGCAACGGGCGGCAUAUUUUGGGUCUGAUCGAGGACUACAACGCCCUGCGCAAGCAGAUCUCAGAGGGCCGCAGGCUGUCGCGCUGCAUGGACAAGCAACUGCAGGAGAGUCUGCACGCACUCAAAGAGCAGGCCUCCGACAACAAGGAACAGCAGCAUCUAAAGGGCCUGUCGGGCAGCGUGAGCAGCAUGCAGCACGUGCUGGAAGAGGCUGGCCGGAUGCUCAAGCUGGUUUGGAGGGUCUCUUUGCCAGCUGGUCACACGGCAGGGGGCGUCGCAAGCAACCAGCAGGAUGAGCUGCUCAAAAAUGAGAUCGCCCGACUGAAGAGCAGGCUGUCGCAGCAGGAGAGGAUGCUGAGCGGAGCCGUUAAACGCCUGCGGACAACCAACCAGCUCAAGGAGGGAAUGGAAAGAGUCAUCAUUGACCAGCUGCAUCUCACCCACGGAGUGUUGAAGAAAGCCAGGGGGAACUUGGAGACAAAUUACUGCAGCCUCUUUGGACCAGGCGAAGGAGAUUCCGCUCAAUGGCCAGUAGGGGGCGCCCAGGAGCCUCGGCCCCAGUGGAUGAGCGUACUUGUCCCUCGAGGAGCAGCAGGCAGACACUCAGUCCUCUGAGGACGUCAGAAGGGACGCUUCUCUGCGCUGCGGCUACUAAAUCUGCUGUUCCGCUGCUUUUUAAUAAUAUAGCUGGUGGUUGUUCAUCCCGCCUUCCUGUCCUGCUGUGAAGACGUCACCUUACUCUCCUGCAAGCCUUUUGUACUGCCACACCCACCUGCAUUCAUUUUAGGUACUGGAAUUGUAAAGGGUUUUUUUGUUUUUUUUAAGAAAAUGCCUUUGUAAAUAAUGAUUACGAUUUAAAUAUUUUCCUUUAUUGUUUUUAUACUAUGCAUAGAAGAUGAAAAUGAUUAUUACUUUUAAUUGUUUCCAUUGGUUCGUUUAUUGGAUGGUUCUGGAAUUAUGUGCAAAUGCAGUAAAGAAAAUACUGCAACCCAA